Oncorhynchus nerka (sockeye salmon) is the source of this 3111-nucleotide messenger RNA. Its product is annotated as basic proline-rich protein-like. The transcript has 7 exons. The record is from RefSeq and is a predicted model, not a curated record. Bases 1 to 3111 code for a protein of 1036 amino acids. Gene Ontology annotation, cellular component: actin filament. Gene Ontology annotation, biological process: actin filament polymerization. NCBI's taxonomy places the organism in Eukaryota, Metazoa, Chordata, Actinopteri, Salmoniformes, Salmonidae.
AUGCCUCCCCCACGCCUCAUCCUCCUCCUCCCCCACGCCUCAUCCUCCUCCUCCCCCAUGCCCCCCCCCACGCCUCAUCCUCCUCCUCCCCCAUGCCUCCACCCCACGCCUCAUCCUCCUCCUCCCCCCACGCCUCAUCCUCCUCCUCCCAUGCCUCCCCUCUCUCCCAUGCCUCCCCCCACGCCUCAUCCUCCUCCUCCUCCCCCAUGCCCCCCCACGCCUCAUCCUCCUCCUCCUCCCCCCAUGCCUCCCCCCACGCCUCAUCCUCCUCCUCCUCCCAUGCCUCCUCCUCCCAUGCCUUCUCCUCCCAUGCCUCCUCCUCCCAUGCCUCCUCCUCCCAUGCCUCCACCUCCCAUGCCUUCUCCUCCCAUGCCUUCUCCUCCCAUGCCUUCUCCUCCCAUGCCUUCUCCUCCCAUGCCUUCUCCUCCCAUGCCUCCUCCUCCCAUGCCUCCUCCUCCCAUGCCUUCUCCUCCCAUGCCUUCUCCUCCCAUGCCUCCUCCUCCCAUGCCUUCUCCUCCCAUGCCUUCUCCUCCCAUGCCUCCUCCUCCCAUGCCUCCUCCUCCCAUGCCUACUCCUCCCAUGCCUUCUCCUCCCAUGCCUCCUCCUCCCAUGCCUUCUCCUCCCAUGCCUCCUCCUCCCAUGCCUCCUCCUCCCAUGCCUUCUCCUCCCAUGCCUCCUCCUCCCAUGCCUCAUCCUCUUCCUCCCAUGCCUCCCCCCACACCUCAUCCUCCUCCUCCCCCCCAUGCCUCCCCCACGCCUCAUCCUCCUCCUCCCCCUCCGCCUCAUCCUCCUCCUCCCCCCCCGCCUCAUCCUCCUCCUCCUCCCAUGCCUCCCCCCACGCCUCAUCCUCCUCCUCCCAUGCCUUCUCCUCCCAUGCCUCCUCCUCCCAUGCCUUCUCCUCCCAUGCCUUCUCCUCCCAUGCCUCCUCUUCCCACGCCUCAUCCUCCACCUCCCAUGCCUUAUCCUCCCAUGCCUCCUCCUCCCAUGCCUUCUCCUCCCAUGCCUCCUCCUCCCAUGCCUUCUCCUCCCAUGCCUCCUCCUCCCAUGCCUCCACCUCCCAUGCCUUCUCCUCCCAUGCCUCCUCCUCCCAUGCCUUCUCCUCCCAUGCCUUCUCCUCCCAUGCCUUCUCCUCCCAUGCCUCCUCCUCCCAUGCCUCCUCCUCCCAUGCCUUCUCCUCCCAUGCCUUCUCCUCCCAUGCCUCCUCCUCCCAUGCCUUCUCCUCCCAGGCCUUCUCCUCCCAUGCCUCCUCCUCCCAUGCCUCCUCCUCCCAUGCCUACUCCUCCCAUGCCUUCUCCUCCCAUGCCUCCUCCUCCCAUGCCUUCUCCUCCCAUGCCUCCUCCUCCCAUGCCUCCUCCUCCCAUGCCUUCUCCUCCCAUGCCUCUUCCUCCCAUGCCUCCCCCCACGCCUCAUCCUCCUCCUCCCAUGCCUCCUCCUCCCAUGCCUCCUCCUCCCAUGCCUCCUCCUCCCAUGCCUUCUCCUCCCAUGCCUCUUCCUCCCAUGCCUCCCCCCACGCCUCAUCCUCCUCCUCCCAUGCCUCCUCCUCCCAUGCCUCUUCCUCCCAUUCCUCCCCCACCGCCUCAUCCUCCUCCUCCCAUGCCUCCACCUCACAUGCCUCCUCCUCCCAUGCCUCCCCCCACGCCUCAUCCUCCUCCUCCCAUGCCUCCUCCUCCCAGCAGGGAUGCUGGGUUGGGGGCGAGGGACGAGAGCAGGGACGCUGGGUUGGGGGCGAGGGACGAGAGCAGGGACGCUGGGUUGGGGGCGAGGGACGAGAGCAGGGAAGAUCAGAAACUAUUUAAUAACGCUGGGUUGGGGGCGAGGGACGAGAGCAGGGACGCUGGGUUGGGGGCGAGAGCAGGGACGAGGGUUGGGGGCGAGCAGGGACGCUGGGUUGGGGGCGAGGGACGAGAGCAGGGAAGAUCAGGGGUUUACGCUGGGUUGGGGGCGAGGGACGAGGGACGCUGGGUUGCAGGGACAGGGAAGCUGGGUUGGGGCAAGGGACGAGAGCAGGGAAAACACCCUCUCAUGGUCCUCCAGGUCCUCCAGAACAACCUCUCAUGGUCCUCCCUCUCCCUCUCAUGGUCCUCCAGAACACCCUCUCAUGGUCCUCCCUCUCAAGGUCCUCCAGAACACCCUCUCAUGGUCCUCCCUCUCCCUCUCAAGGUCCUCCAGAACAACCUCUCAUGGUCCUCCCUCUCCCUCUCAUGGUCCUCCAGAACACCCUCUCAUGGUCCUCCAGAACACCCUCUCAUGGUCCUCCAGAACACCCUCUCAUGGUCCUCCAGAACACCCUCUCACGGUCCUCUAGAACACCCUCUCACGGUCCUCCAGAACACCCUCUCACGGUCCUCCAGAACACCCUCUCACGGUCCUCCAGAACACCCUCUCACGGUCCUCCAGAACACCCUCUCAUGGUCCUCUAGAACACCCUCUCACGGUCCUCUAGAACACCCUCUCACGGUCCUCCAGAACACCCUCUCACGGUCCUCCAGAACACCCUCUCACGGUCCUCCAGAACACCCUCUCACGGUCCUCCAGAACACCCUCUCACGGUCCUCUAGAACACCCUCUCACGGUCCUCCAGAACACCCUCUCGCGGUCCUCCAGAACACCCUCUCACGGUCCUCCGGAACACCCUCUCACGGUCCUCCGGAACACCCUCUCAGAACACCCUCUCACGGUCCUCUAGAACACCCUCUCGCGGUCCUCCAGAACACCCUCUCGCGGUCCUCCAGAACACCCUCUCGUGGUCCUCUAGAACACCCUCUCAUGGUCCUCCAGAACACCCUCUCAUGGUCCUCCAGAACACCCUCUCAUGGUCCUCCAGAACACCCUCUCAUGGUCCUCCAGAACACCCUCUCAUGGUCCUCCCUUUCAUGGUCCUCCAGAACACCCUCUCAUGGUCCUCCCUCUCCCUCUCAUGGUCCUCCAGAACACCCUCUCAUGGUCCUCCAGAACACCCUCUCAUGGUCCUCCAGAACACCCUCUCAUGGUCCUCCAGAACACCCUCUCAUGGUCCUCCAGAACACCCUCUUAUGGUCCUCCAGAACACCCUCUUCAGCCCAAGCAAACAGGAAAUACAUACGAAAAAAAAACUGGAAUAAACACAGCUAA